UACGACGCGGUUCCCCGGAUGCGGCUGUGAUUGACCCAGAGCAGACAGAAGGAGCUCGAGAUCUCAGUGGCGGUGCUCCAGCCCCAGGGGUCGUUGGCAGGAUGCAGACCAUAAAGUGUGUUGUGGUGGGAGACGGGGCUGUAGGGAAAACCUGUCUACUGAUUUCUUACACCACCAAUGCCUUCCCAGAAGAGUACAUUCCGACAGUAUUUGAUAAUUACAGUGCUCAGAUGAGUGUGGAUGGUCGCACCGUCAGCCUUAACCUGUGGGACACGGCAGGCCAAGAGGAGUACGACCGCCUCCGCACCCUGUCCUAUCCACAGACCAAUGUCUUCAUCAUCUGCUUCUCCAUCGGUAGCCCCUCAUCUCAUGCCAACGUCAGGCACAAAUGGCAUCCUGAGGUGUCCCACCAUUGCCCCAACGUGCCUAUUCUUCUGGUGGGCACAAAGAGAGAUUUGAGGGGUGAUACUGAAACAGUGAAGAAGUUGAAAGAGCAGGGUCUGGCUCCUACUACUCAGCAACAAGGCAAUUCUUUGGCCAAGCAGAUUGGUGCAGUGAAAUAUAUGGAGUGUUCUGCUCUCCUGCAGGAGGGUGUCCGUGAGGUGUUCGCUGAAGCUGUGAGAGCAGUGUUGUAUCCUGUCACGAAAAAGAAUACCAAGAAGUGUGUGCUUUUAUAAUGGACACCUCCCUGACCUGGACUGUAGAAUCCACAGGAGAUGAGCUGUGUAAGGUUGUCAUCAAGUACCUGGCCCUGGACAGAGGUGUAGCUUCUCUGUCACGCCUCCUUCUUCAUCUCCUGGAGGACUUGACGCCAUCGCCGUCAUUGCCAAAGUGACUUUGCCAAAGGUGGGCAAUAGACCUAAUCUCCUAUUUUUCUUCCAUUUUAACUUUGAUAUGUACACUUCUCAGAUUUACGUCUGUUAUAGAUUUGUAGCUUCUCUGCUUUGCCUUAUAAAUGCUGAACAUGGUUGUCUCAAGCCAUAAUUAUAUCUAAACCAACCAAGCUACCCUGUUUGACUGGAGAGAAGAGAUCUGCCUUAGUUUGGGUGGAGAAAUAAUUACUACCUCAUGCUCUCACCUAGGUUGCAUCUCAAGAGUCACAAUUGUCACAAAUGCCUAUUUAGUCGCCAAGAAAGAGCUGUGCAGAAGAUGAACACAUUUUAAUUUCAAGCAGGUUGAGUCCAGACGAGGUGCAGUAACUUCUGGGCGAAUGUCAUUUUGGCUCAGAUUAGAGUUUCAACUCUGAGGCCACAGCGUCAUUGUGGCAUGAGAGUCUCUCGGUGCCACGCACCGGGGAUCCAGGCCUUAAGAGAUAAGCAGCCCAUUAAAAUCAACCAACCAUGUGCCCUUCCAAUAAUCGCAGAGCAAGUGUUAUAAGGCCUGUGCUAAAUGAACCCACACGGCGACGGGUCUCUCAAAGUGAAAGUGGGGCUCACGGCUUCCCUCUGCCGCGUCUUACUCUUAAGACUCAAACUGACAGUUUUUUAAAUCAUGUUGAAGAAAUAAUUUGAGGACACAUUUGGGUCAGAGACUUUAUUUCAUUUCCUCUGUAAAUGUUUCCUUCUCUAAAUGUUUUAACCUGACUGUAAGGCCAAAGGUUAAGGCCAAAGUUGAAUAUAUUUUUUGUAAUAGUGUUUAUUUGAUCAGUAAAUGUCUUUGUUAACACUUAUAGACCACCACUUUUUAAUGUUCCUUUUUGUCAUUAUCUUUGCAUAUACAAGAUUGUUAUUAACUGGCUUGCACAAAGCUUAUUGAUAAAAGUCACAGACGAGGAAGCACAUUAUUACAGCUGCAUUAAUCAAUGAGCAGCAGUUCCACUAUGAGCCUUAAACCUGGUCCAGUGCCUUAUCCAAACCAAAGACCACACCACUGCUCCUUCUCAAACCCAAAGUGCCAUGUGACGUUAAAGUGCAUCACACAAACUAAGGGCUCUUUUUAAACAUAUAUUUGUUCUUGUCUGUAACAGUUGGAGAGUGCUAAACUUGCCUCUUAAACAGCAAUUGGUUAACUUGUAAAAUAACCGCAGUGUGUAAUAAACUGUUUACAUCGUUAUGUCAAAGCGGUUGAUCAAAGUCAUGUAGGAUUUCAGUGUUUUUAUGCAUUUUAUAUAUUUUUAAAUAAUGGCCACGGUUAUUUGCCCUUACGUUAGAUAUUAUGUUUAUAACUUGAGCUGGUGUGUGCAGAAGUUAAGAGUGUGGCCUGAGAAACUGAAGAGCAACACAAAGGUUUAAACAAUUUGAGCAAUGCAGAUGUGUGACAUUAUUCGAAGAUCCAUUAUUAGAGAGUUGAAUGUUGAGUACAAACUGUGGUAAGCUCGUCUGUCCUGAGCAGACGCCUGUGUCCCUGAGUUGUAUGCUACGUGUGCGUGGUACUACGCCUUUACACUGGGAACUUGAUUUGUAGAAUCUGUAAUUGUUUUAUAUAUAACAAAACAUAUUUGUAUAAAUGAACUAACAGUGAGAUGAUUUUAAAUUAUGCCAAAUAAAAUGGUGGUUCAAACCAGCUGUUUCUUUCUGA
This is a messenger RNA of Periophthalmus magnuspinnatus, 2517 nucleotides long. RefSeq names its product ras homolog gene family, member Gd (gene rhogd). The record is from RefSeq and is a predicted model, not a curated record. The transcript has 2 exons. Gene Ontology annotation, biological process: regulation of actin cytoskeleton organization; cortical cytoskeleton organization; establishment or maintenance of cell polarity. Gene Ontology annotation, cellular component: cytoplasmic vesicle; cell cortex; cytoskeleton. Gene Ontology annotation, molecular function: GTP binding; GTPase activity; protein kinase binding. Lineage: Eukaryota; Metazoa; Chordata; Actinopteri; Gobiiformes; Gobiidae. The coding region runs from base 102 to 677 and encodes 191 amino acids.